This is a messenger RNA of Aspergillus nidulans FGSC A4, 1488 nucleotides long. RefSeq lists its product as uncharacterized. The record is from RefSeq and is a predicted model, not a curated record. Lineage: Eukaryota; Fungi; Ascomycota; Eurotiomycetes; Eurotiales; Aspergillaceae. Bases 1 to 1488 code for a protein of 495 amino acids. The transcript has 2 exons.
AUGCUGAAGCUUUCACAGCUUCUUGAGGCCAAACGGCGCGAGAGCAACGACAAUAUGGGCGAUCCCUCGCCUCUUUCUCGCCAGCCUCCCCAGUCUCCUUUAACCGCGUCCACACCAGUCUCACCCGCGGUUUCUUUGUUUUCCGCCAAGGGCCACACACGUUUCUCCAGCUCCGCGUCAUCUCUCGUCUCGUCUCCCGGUCAUGGCAACUCAAUGGAUAUCAGUUGUCGGAAUCCCUUGACGGGUGUGAAAGAAGAAGAGCCCUACGGGUCGCAAGCGAGGGAUCUCGAAGAAGAAUAUUUCCAGCAUUUCGAUCAAGGGCUAUCCGGCGCUGAAGAUUCGUACCUAUCCACAGUCAGUACUUGCGACGGUUAUAGUUUCACUGAUACCGGUAUGGAUAUGGUGCACUCUCCCAAGAAGAGACGCUCCGACAAUGCUUCUGCAAACGGUCUUUCCCGCAUUGGAUCGCGAAUAUCCACUAUCUCCAACCGUUGGAAGUCCAAACGAGGAUCCGACGGCGCAGAUGGAGAAUCAUUUUCACCACAGGUGCGGUCUCGAACGAACUCUUCCGCAUCUGUAUUUGCUGCCAGCCCAACUACAACAGCCCCUAUGAGCUGGGUUGAGUCGGCCCAAAUUCCUCCUUCUCCGGCAAGAACAAUCUUUGAGGAGCACCUCGGCGAGUCAGGGGCGCAGCCAAUAGACAUAUCUAAGGCAAACCAGCAAGACCAGGACGAGUGCGCUCCGCAAGCCACCACUCCUCUUCUCCCGCCGCUUAUGGGUGACGAUCUCGAGAACUCCGUUUCCGUGAUCCAGUCUCCCUUACAGUCUCCUUCUGUUGCCGAUGUUUCGAAUGCCAGUCCGGAUCCAAAUGCACUUAGGGACCGUUUAGCUAAUCUUCCGUCGCCUCCAUUGUCCACCAAGCCAUCCAUCGCUUCUUUUAGCCGUCCGCGAGCAAGCACAAUCCGAACUGUUUCUGGCGAUGUGCCCCCUCUGACUCUUUCCGAUCCAAAUGACGAGUGGGCAAUUCAACUUGGCCAUGCAAAUUUCACCAUCCAACCAGAGCCAUAUGUCCCUGAAGUUUACGAUCUUGAAUCAUUCCGGCGAUUACGCAGUCAGUGGGACCUGGCGCAAUGCAAUUUUACUAAACAUCUGGUUCGGACUGGAGAGCAUUACGGUGUUACAUCGAAGAUCUACAAGUUGACGCAGGAGAAAUGGGAGUCAAUCAACAGCGAAUGGAAGCGCCAUUACGAAGCAAUGCUUGCCCAUCUUGAGGCAUUGAACGGACCAGUAUUGAGCACAAUCGAAUCCCACCGUGAUCCGUGCGAACAAGUCAAGAUUCCAACCCUGCACGACGACAAAUUCCCCGAACUAGGCGACGGUGAGAUUGUUGGGCCUAUGAAGAUUGCACCGGCAACUGGGCGAUGUCGGGAUCGGUCCUUGAAGCGAAACUUUUUCAGGUUCUUCCACGACUUGGUGUCCCGAGUGUAG